AUGAGUGUGCUCUAUCAUCCGGGUAAGUCCAAUGUGGUGGCUGUCGCACUAAGUAGGUUGUCUAUAGGUAGUGUGGCUUAUCUGAAGGAGGAAGAACGAGAAUUAGCCAAGGAGGUGCAUAGAUUAACCCAUUUGGGAGUUCGUUUGAUCGACACUGAUGAUGGGGGAAUAGUAGUUCAAAAUGGUUCGAAAUUAUCUCUGGUAAUGGAAGUGAAAGAAAAGCAGCAAAAUGAUCCAAUACUUAGCCAUAUAUUGGGGGCAGUUCAAUUGCAGAAGGUUGAGAUAGCUCUGUUUGAAUCACUAUACGGGCGUAGGUGUAGAUCACCUAUAGGAUGGUUUGAGGUUGGAAAAGCGGCAUUUAUUAGGCUGGAUUCUAUUCUUGAGGCUAUAACUAAGGUUCAGUUAAUUCGUGAAAGGUUAAAGACUGAUCAUAGUUAUCAAAAGUCGUUUGCUGAUGUGAGAAGAAGGGAACUCGAGUUUGAAGUAUGUGAUUGGGUAUUCCUGAAAGUAUCACCUAUGAAAGGGAUAAUGAGAUUUGGAAAAAAGGGAAAGUUGAGUCCGCAGUUUGUAGGUUCAUAUGACAUAGUAAAGCGCAUUGGAGAGUUGGCUUAUGAAGUGAAUCUUCCAUCAGAAUUAGUUGCGGUUCAUCCAGUGUUCCAUGUCUCAAUACUUAAGAAGUACAUUGGAAACCCAUCAUUAAUAGUUCCCAUAGAGAGUAUUAAGGUCAAGAAUAACCUAUCGUAUGAGGAUAUUCAUGUUGAGAUACUUGAUAGGUAG
This is a messenger RNA of Capsicum annuum, 777 nucleotides long. RefSeq lists its product as uncharacterized. The record is from RefSeq and is a predicted model, not a curated record. The transcript is spliced from 2 exons. Lineage: Eukaryota; Viridiplantae; Streptophyta; Magnoliopsida; Solanales; Solanaceae. Bases 1 to 777 code for a protein of 258 amino acids.